Messenger RNA from Alosa alosa (allis shad), 3036 nucleotides. RefSeq names its product acetyl-CoA acetyltransferase 2 (gene acat2). Gene Ontology annotation, biological process: fatty acid beta-oxidation. Bases 137 to 1321 code for a protein of 394 amino acids. The record is from RefSeq and is a predicted model, not a curated record. NCBI's taxonomy places the organism in Eukaryota, Metazoa, Chordata, Actinopteri, Clupeiformes, Clupeidae. Gene Ontology annotation, molecular function: acetyl-CoA C-acetyltransferase activity. The transcript is spliced from 9 exons.
UCAAAUGAAUGAAGCAACAUGCUAAUAAGAGGGAGUAGCAAGGUGGUUGUCCGUGUACUCGCAUCGCCUCCGACGGAUAAGCUCGCUCGCCUUCGCAUCGCUGGACUACCGCACCUUGCUUCUGCCGAUCGCCGCGAUGGACCGUGAGACAGUUGUCAUCGUCUCUGCAGCAAGAACCCCGAUAGGGUCGUUUAAUGGAGCAUUCUCCACUCUGCCUCUUCAUGAGUUGGCCUCCGUGGUUAUCAAGGACGCGCUUCAGCGGGCCGGCGUGACCCCGGACCAGGUGUCAGAGGUCAUCAUGGGUCACGUGCUCACCGUGGGCCUGGGGCAGAACCCUGCGCGCCAGGCGGUGGCGGCGGGUAUCCCGUACGCGGUGCCCGCCUGGAGCUGCCAGAUGGUGUGUGGGUCGGGCCUGAAGGCUGUGUGUCUGGGCUGCCAGGCCAUCCAGACGGGCGACGCCACCGUGGUGCUGGCGGGGGGCAUGGAGAGCAUGAGCAGGGCUCCCCAUACUGUCCAGAUGCGCUCGGGGGUGAAGAUGGGAGACACGCCCCUCCAAGACUCCAUCAUUGCUGACGGCCUGACCGACGCCUUCCACUCCUACCACAUGGGCAUCACAGCGGAGAACGUGGCGAAGCAGUGGGCGGUGACGCGAGCGGAACAGGACCAGUUCGCCGUCGCUUCCCAGAACAGAACCGAGGCCGCGCAAAAGGCGGGACACUUCGACCGCGAGAUCGUCCCCGUCACCGUCCCGUCACGCAAAGGCCCUGUAGAGGUGCGUCAGGACGAGUUCCCGCGCCACGGCAGCAGCCUGGACGCCAUGACCAAACUCAAGCCAUGCUUCCUGAAGGACGGCUCCGGCACCGUCACCGCCGGCAACGCCUCAGGAAUCAAUGACGGCGCUGCAGCUACUGUGCUCAUGAGCCAGUCAGAGGCUCAGAGGCGGGGCUUAAAGCCAAUGGCACGAAUCGCCUCCUGGGCUCAGGCGGGCCUGGACCCGUCAGUCAUGGGCACUGGGCCAAUCCUGGCCAUCAGGAAGGCGGUGGAGAAGGCGGGCUGGAAGCUGGAAGAGGUAGACCUGUUUGAGGUGAACGAGGCCUUUGCUGCCCAGUCUGUAGCAGUGCUGAAGGACCUCGGCCUCAACCCAGACAAGGUGAACGUGUCGGGUGGGGCCAUUUCUCUGGGUCAUCCUCUGGGCAUGUCCGGCUGCCGCGUGCUGGUCACCCUACUGCACGCGCUCCAACGGACCGGCGGCAAGAGGGGUGUGGCCUCACUGUGUAUCGGAGGAGGAAUGGGCAUCGCCAUGUGUGUGGAGACCGUCUGAUGGACUGAGCACACACACACACACAUACAAACACACACAUUAUGGGUUAGCCCUUAUGACAUAUCUGGUGUUGUGAGCUUCUGCUUCUGAUGCUUUAUAAACAAAUGCCUUUAAAAGACUCUUCUGACUCUGACUCGUAUGGCAUUUAGGACUCAUUCUGACUUGGACCCUUCUGACUCCUUUAACUCUCUCCUGAUUCUUCUGACUCUUUCAACUCUUUUCUGACUGUUUCGACUCUCUGAUUCUUCUGACUCCUUUGACUCUCUUUCUGACUGGUCUUUGAUGACCAUAGCAGUUCUGUCUUGUGUGUCGACCUGUUGGGGCCUUAGCCUGGAGGACCUUACAGACCGAUCAGGCCAAGGCCUUGUCAGGUACAUUUAUCUGUCCUUAAAACAUUCCUCACUGUCCUGCUUAUCUUGCAUACUAAACUGUAGUCCAGUUUUCUUCUGGCAUGGGUGGGUCCCUGCCUUUGUGCAGUGAUCUACCUAAUCAAUGUGUGCUGGAAGACAGACCUUAUGCCUGGCCUCAUUAACCCAACAGCUAGCAUCUCCGAAUGUCCUCCCAAACCACCUUCUGUUCAGAUAUUUUCUCCGAAUGUCCUCCCAAACCAACUUCUGUUUAGCUAGCAUCUCUAGAGGUCCUCCCAAACCAGCUUCUGUUCAGCUAGCAUCUCUAGAUGUUAUGUCCCCACCAAACCAGCGUCUGUUCAGCUAGCAUCUUUAGAUGUUAUUUUCCCCUAAACCAGCGUCUGUUCAGCUAGCAUCUCUAGAUGUCCUCCCAAACUAACUUCUGUUCAGCUAGCAUAUCUAGAUGUCCUCCCAAACUAACUUCUGUUCAGCUAGCGUCUCCGAAUGUCCUCCCAAACCAGCUUCUGUUUAGCUAGCAUCUUCAGAUGUCCCCCCAAACCAGCAUCCCCCAAACUAGCUUCUGUUUAGCUAGCAUAUCUAGAUGUCCUCCCAAACCAUCUUCUGUUCAGCUAGCAUCUCUAGAUGUUAUGUCCUCCCAAACCACCUUCUGUUCAGCUAGCAUCUCUAGAUGUUAUGUCCUCCCAAACCACCUUCUGUUCAGCUAGAAUCUCCAGAUGUCCUCCCAAACCAGCGUCUGUUCAGCUAGCAUCUCUAGAUGUUAUGUCCCCACCAAACCAUCUUCUGUUUAGCUAGCAUCUCUAGAUGUCCCCCCAAACUAGCGUCUGUUCAGCUAGCAUCUCCAGAUGUCCUCCCAAACCAGCUGCUGCCCUCAUGUCUCUGCCUGUGUGACUGAGGACCUGAAGGAAACUUGAAACCUCAAUCAAUACUGACACUAACAGCAAAACUGACCACAGGGGGGCGCUAAAUAACUCUUAAGGCCAGUGACAAUGGCAGGCAGGAAUUUAGUGGAGAUAUACAUUAAAUAAAUAAUAUACUGGAGACUCUUCUGGAUGGAAAGGGAAGCUGAUUCAGAGUGUCUGGGUGAAACUAAUCAAAGUAGCUGUCAUCAUAUUAUGCAUUUACAAUGAAGUAGGCCUAUAGGCCCUGUAGUCUGCCAGGGAAAUAUGCCUGUCUUCUGUGUUCUUUGUGCCACCACAGCUAGUCUAGCCUGUGUCAGAUGCUUCUAGUAGAUUAGACUUUUUAAUAAAAUGUAAUAUUGAAUGGAAGUUAUCCCAGAGAAAAUAAUGUUUACAAAAGAAACCAGGGUUGAACUCUGAGGAAGAAUAAAGAUACAACCCCAAAGCACUA